Molecule: messenger RNA, 1008 nt
Organism: Spodoptera littoralis (African cotton leafworm)
Lineage: Eukaryota; Metazoa; Arthropoda; Insecta; Lepidoptera; Noctuidae
Source: the annotation of a GenBank genome assembly
AUGAAGACACUCAUCGUAAUAGCGGCUCUCGUAGCUUUGUGCUCCAGCAGUGCCAUUCCCAAUAUUCCAAGGGACAACAGUCACUACGUGGAGGGAGUUACCCGCUAUGUGUGGAUGCCUGAUGGUGAAGGUAAACCCGUACUAGUAGACCUUGAAGAGCCAGUCGACGAGGAACUGCUGGAAGCAACUAGGAAUGGAGCCAACAAUCAAUACUGGCUUUACACUAGUCGCAACCCACAUAACCCGCAAGUCAUUACUCAUGGUAACGCCAACACAAUUUGGGCCUCAAAUUACAAUGGUGCACGACCACUGAAUGUUAUCGUUCACGGAUGGAACAAUAACGGAAAUACUCCAAUGAACCCACUUAUCACUUCUGCUUUCCUAGCAGUCCAAGAUUGCAACGUCAUCGUUGUAGACUGGCGAGCCCUUGCUAAUGGUCAAUACAGCACUGCUGUUGCUGGGGUACCCAAUGUAGGAGUACACCUUGGAAACUUUGUUACCUGGCUCAUUAACACAGCUGGAGGUAACUGGAAUCAGGUCCACUUUGUUGGAUUCAGUUUGGGAGCUCACGUUGUCGGAAACGCUGGACGACAGACUGGCAAUCGUCCUGCCCGUAUAACGGGAUUGGAUCCUGCUGGCUAUCUAUGGCAUUCUAACAGCAACAGAUUAAGUUCAAGUAAUGGUCAGUACGUGGAGGCUAUCCAUACCGACGGUAACGCCCUAGGUAUUAUGAACCCAAGUGGUAACGCUGAUUUCUAUCCUAAUGGCGGUAAACACUGGCAGCCAGGCUGUGCACUCCAGGGCAAUGCAUGUUCUCACGGUCGUGCGACGGAGCUUUUCGCGGCCACAGUUCGACACAACCAUUUGAUCGGAAGACAAUGUCCUAACAUUUGGGAAGCUGAGCUUGGCACAUGCAAUGGAGCUAGUUUCCAUAUGGGCAAUAGUAUUUUUACCAAACGAGGAAACGGUCUCUACGCCCUGAGAACUGGAUCAGUAUUUCCAUUUUAA